Molecule: messenger RNA, 5196 nt
Organism: Pongo pygmaeus (Bornean orangutan)
Lineage: Eukaryota; Metazoa; Chordata; Mammalia; Primates; Hominidae
Gene: SMIM10L2A
Product: small integral membrane protein 10 like 2A
Exons: 2
Coding region: 167-403 (78 amino acids)
Source: RefSeq, a predicted model, not a curated record
CCGAGGCAGCGGCCUCCUGAGCCCCGCUCGGCCCGCGGAACACGGGGGCGGGGCGGACGCGGCUCCGGGCGACCCGCUGGGUGCGCUAGUGCUCGGGUCCCGCCGCCCUGAGGCUCGCGCUCGUGCGGGUCAGUCGGUCGGCAGGGCCUGCGCGGGGCCCGGGCCCAUGGCGGCGUCGGCGGCUCUGUCUGCGGCGGCGGCUGCGGCGGCCCUGUCUGGCCUGGCGGUGCGGCUGUCGCGCUCAGCUGCGGCCCGAGGCUCCUACGGCGCCUUCUGCAAGGGGCUCACGCGCACGCUGCUCACCUUCUUCGACCUGGCCUGGCGGCUGCGCAUGAACUUCCCCUACUUCUACAUCGUGGCCUCGGUGAUGCUUAACGUCCGCCUGCAGGUGCGCAUCGAGUGAGCGGCGGCAGCGAAGGCCCGGCUGAAGGGGCGCCCGUGUCCCCGCCCGCCGCCGGCCGGGUCGCCGGCAUGAAGGGAAGCUGGGCCGCGGCGGGGGGCGGAGGCGGGGAAGCUCGGGCCCCUGGACUCUAGACCUACGCCGCCAGGGCACGACGGCCCAGCCCUGGCCCCGGCUGCGGUCUCAGCCCGGGGACCCUGGAUCACGCAGAAACGCACUGAAUGGGCCCCUGCCAUCGGGCUCCAGAAACUACCUGGGCUCGGCCGACCUGUUGCCUCAUAUUGGCCAAAGAGGGGGAAACCAGAAGGAGGGAAUUCUGCUGCGGCGACUUGACUUUCCAGGCCCCGAGCAGAAAGGCAUUGGCGUUUGUAGGCAGUGACCCGCCCCUUCUCUGGCCUUGCCAAGAGUCACAUCCCUGCCCAGGGGCACCUCUGGCCCUGGACCUGCUUGGGCAGAGGCAGCGUGAAGGGCCUGAACAAGAGGAGAAGAAGGGCCUUCCUAGUAGAGGCACAGCAUGGACAAAGGCUCACAGGGGUGGGGGUGCCCAGUGAUCGAGUCCUGGCUUGGGAAGGAAGUUCUGAGUUCCCUGGGAACUGAAAUCUGCUAGCAGCACUGUGAGAGAGGUGUAUUUCCCCCUCCUAAUGAGAGAGGAAACUGAGGCUUGGGGGAGGGGGGGAUUUGCCCUUGACAUGCAGAUAGGAGGAGGAGGAACUGCGUGUGCCCCUGGGCCUGCAGGCCCCCACACCCCUCCCCAGUCUUCUCCAAGACCUGGCAUGGUGGGAGGAGGGAGGGGGAAGUGGAGAGGGAAGCACAGGGCUCCUGAGGCACCAAGGGAGAGAGGGGCCCAGGGGUAGGGAGUCUAGGAAUGUCGCUUUCCUUGGAGCAGUAUGGAAAGUCACAGGGAAGAUCAGGAGGACAGACAGCUGAGAUGGGAGACAGGAGAGAUGAGCCCCAGGACCCCUGGGGAGCCAAGCUCUCCCCCACAUCCUAGCCUCUCACCCCCCCUGGAGCUUCACCAAGGGCUCCUCAGCAGUGAAGUGGCACAAGCCUCCCAGUUUGGUGGGCAAGUAGGGGUGAUCUUGGUGUUGUGGCUCCUGGAGACACGACAUAACCAGGAGGGUGAAGGGAUAAACCUGGGAUGGGUGGGGGCUGAGACCCAUGGCAUGACCCCAAUUCUCUCUCCUCAAGCUCGACCCCCCAUCCCCAGGAUCACACAGGAGAAUCUCAUCCUCACGGCUUAGAUUGGUCCUGGGGGCCCCUGGGUGUGCUGCUAACUGGUGUACAAUGGUCAGGAGCAGCCCAGAGGGGAGGCAGGAAGGGACCCUCGCCCUUACCUUCUAUCCCCAUUUCCGCAUCUCUUGCACUGGUACCCCGAGGGCCACGUUCUCAGUUCCUGGGACUGAAAACUGCAGCAGUCUGGCCAGCUCCAGGGACAGAGUGGCCCAGCCACCUACCAUGUACCCUCCUCAGCUGCCCACUGGACUCAGGUCCUGAAUGAAGCUGUCCGUCUGCCUCACCCCAGAAGAGGCUGGACAGUGGCUGCCUUGUGCCCCCUGCAGUCUCCCACAGCCAGGGCCCGAUGGGGUGCCUCCUUGUCCCAAGUUUCUUGGGGACCCCUGACCCUGUUGGCCCCUCUCAUCCACCCCAACCCUGUCCACCCUGGACCACCUCUGGGGGCCUGUCAGCCUGCUGGUCCCCCCAACAGAUCUUUGGGGGCAGCGUCUAUGGGACAAGAGUGACACAGGGCUGGAGAAGAGAAGUGAGGAGCCUCCUUGUGUCUGAUGCACAGAUGUGGCCCUUUCAAACCCUGGCGUCACCCUCUGGGUGACUGGAUCCCCAGCUCCAGCCUCUUCCUGGGCCAGCCAGGAAGGCUGCAGGAAAGCUCUUUGCUGAGUGCAUGCGUGGGAGUGUGGGGGAUGACUGAGCCCUCCCCAUGCAAGGGGCUUGGCCUGGGACCCUGAAAGCUGUUUCCCUACUGGGAUAAAGGUGCGUCAGAGCCGCAGGGGUCUCUGCCCUCAAAGACCCCCCACUGCAGGGAGCCCCACUCCAUAAGAGGGUCACGGAAGUCCAUGUCCGCCCACCCUCAGCGGCUGCUGGUGUGGCUGUAUUGGCCUAGAGGGGCUGGCUGGGGAGGGUCAGGGCCAAGCCCUCAGCAUCCGCUGCUGUCCCUGCUUUUUCACCCCUGCUGCCUGAAGUGGUAGCCCCGCCUGUUGCUUCUCUACCUCCCCUCCCCACCUCUUCUCUCCCAGAUGGGGCCCUUGCUGCGUGACGGGGUCUCCAUGCACUUUAUUUAUUUGCAGUCUGUUUUCUAGGCGGUGGAGCUUCUAGACACCGACCGGAAUGACAUACUUUUCUGUGUGUGAUUCACUGUGUACUGGUCAGCACAGGCUGGCCAGAGAGAUGUUCUUGUUUCUGGUGUUGUCACGUCUUCUUGUUUUCUCUAAGUUAAAAAAAAGUCCUUGGUUUAAUACACUAAAACCCCAACUGGAGGCCUCCCGUGUCUGGUGGGGGUGAUGCAGUGGCCCCGGGUGGAGAGAGGCCCCAUGGUGAGGUCACCGGCUCCCAUGGCCAGGAGUUGGCAGGGAGAAGCCUCUGAGGGAUAGGGCUGGGGGAGGCUGUGGCAGAGACCGUGUUUCCUGUUCAGAGGCUGUGCUGAGAACCGACUUGAACCGGACCACUGCCCCAUGAGAAGCAGGCAGCAUCCUAGCCUGGCCCCGAGAGGUAGCUGCUUGUCCUGUUGACAACCUUUGUUCAACGACCCAAAACAUAAGUCCCUUUCCUUUUUAGAGUCUGGUGAUCAAAAGUGUCUUAAGUCAGUAGAAUCCUGAGGGUAGACUAGGGUGAAGUGAACUGAAACAGACUCGACCCAGGUCAUUUUGUAUAGCACUGAGACUCCUCUCCCUUCCUGAGGCCACCUCCCACUGCCUCCCUACCAGCAAGGUUACUGCAGAAUCUUGGAGAAGAUAAAGGACCUGGCCCUGGAAGCCUGCUUCCCUUUCCCAACCUUGGAAGCAAAUUCUGUCCCAUCAGAGCCUCCCUCCCUAGUGGCUCCCACCAGAGAGCUCCCUAGUGGCUGCUGUAAGGGUUGGCAAGCAGGCAAAAGGCGGGGGAGGGAGGGCAGAGGGUAGUGUUAGAGGAAGCCCCAUAGGGCCCCCGGGGGGGUGGUGGGGAGGCAUCCUGAGGACACAGGGCUAUGCUCAGACUCAGGAGUGAAGACUGGGUUUAGGGGCCCUGGGGGCACUCCUGUUGCCAAGGGCUACCCAGGGGUCAGAGCAUCCUGACAAGGAGGGCCCGUCCAAAAGCGCUGGUGCUAAUGCCCUAUGGCAUCUGCCACCACAGGAGAAAUGGACCCCAGUCCUUGAGCUUCCCUCCCCUUUGUCUAGAUGGUCCUCUUUAGCCACACUCCAGGAAUCACGUGACUUGGCAAAACCAAGAUGGGAAAUGAUCAUCCCAGAGCCUGGCUCCAAGGCCUCUUGAGGGACGACCACCCCUCCCAUCCCUGCUACAGAGGAAAAGAAGGCAGGAAGGCCGGUUCUGCUCCGAUGGGACCCCAGGAGACCAAAACCCUGAGCCGUGAGCCCAGCUCUUCCACUUACUACUGUGUGGUGCCAGGCAAACUGCACAACCUGGAGUUUUUAGUAAGGCUCCGUUGGGAUGCUUGUAAGCAGUGAAUACGAUGAUGUCUGUUCAUUGUUUGUCAUCAGGUCUCACCUGGAGCAGCCUUGUUACUGUGGGGAAAAGGAACUAAGUGAAGGGAACCGACCUCUGAUGAGAGCCUGCCAUGUGCCAGGCACCGUUCUAGGUGCUUUGCAUUCCUAAUCUCAUCAUAAUCCCACAACUACCUAACCAUUAUCCCCAUUUUACAGAGAAACCAAAGACAGGAACCAAGUCUGAAAUAGAACCCCAAGAAGAAGCUCUUUUCCUGAGUUGUCAGUGCCCCUUGGAGAGGCAGGGAAUUGGGCUGGAAGAAUGGUGGAAUGGAAUAGCAAAGAUGGAAGAUGACCCUGUCCUUUCUGGGUGAGGUCCAGAAGAAAUCCAGGGCUUGGAUGAGGGGUAGACCUGAGAGCCUUCUCCAAAUGGAGCUCCCCAGUGGGAGCAGCUGUGGCCACCCGGAGAUGGGUCCACCUGUCUUCCUUCCAUUCUACCUCCAGAGAUUGAUUGGGACCUAAGAGACUGAGUCAGGAGAGGGCAAGAAAGCAGCUAAGCGGGAAGUUUCAGGGGCACCAGAGCAAAUACAUUGAGAAAUGGGAAAUAUAAAGAGCAUGCAAAAUCACAUCCUAUUCCUACCCACCCCACUCCCAAGGGAAAUUACUGGGUUUUGGACGAAUUUUCACUUUGUGUGCACUUUUUAUGUAUGUAAAACUACAAACAUACUACUUUGAAAUCUGAUUCCACUAUUUCAUGUUUGUCUUACCAUGUUAUUAUGUAUUUUCCUACAUCCAAAGCUACCUAGUAUCUCUUUUGUAUGAAGGUUUCUUCAUGUAUCCCCCAGUGCCCUUUGGUUGUUUUUCUUUGUUGUCAUUUAUUUUGGUGGGGGUUGGUUUGCUUUUUGUUGUUGUUUUUCCUUGUUUUUAUAAGUGAUACAGUGACAGAUGCUGUUGUGGAUAAAUGCUGUGUCACAGUCAUCAAUUCCUUGAUAUAUAUUCCUAGAAAGUGCACCAAAGGGUAUGCAUGGCUUAGGGCUUUUGAUACUCUCCAGAGUUGGGAUACCAAGUUACGCUACUCACUGGAGUCAGGAUGAGAGUUUUUUGGUGGCAAUUCUGAUUCAAUAGAUUAAAAAAAUUAUUACUACCUUU